This is a messenger RNA of Triticum turgidum subsp. durum (durum wheat), 2589 nucleotides long. NCBI's taxonomy places the organism in Eukaryota, Viridiplantae, Streptophyta, Magnoliopsida, Poales, Poaceae. The record is from the annotation of a GenBank genome assembly.
AUGGGAGUACAGCCUGCGGAAGUACCUCCUGCUGCUGGCCGCUCUGGUGGUCACCGUCACCUACGCCGCGGGAUUCAGCCCGCCGGGAGGCGUCUGGCAGACCGCCCAAGACGGCCAGCCCGCCGGCGACCCCAUCAUCCGCGGAACCCACUACCGCCGCUACCUCGCCUUCUUCUACUGCAACGCCACCGCCUUCGUCGCGUCGCUCGUGGUCAUCGUCCUCAUCCUCGUCCUCGCCGCCUCGCCGCCCGCCACGACAAGAAGGGGAAGGACAGCCGCUGGGUCGUCGUGCCCCUGCGGCUGGUCAUGGUGCUGGACCUGCUCAGCCUGAUGGGCGCGUACGGCGCCGGCACCUGCCAGGACAAGAUCUCCAUCGUCUACUCCGCGGUGCUGGUGGCCGCCAUCUUCCUCUAUGUCGCCGUUCUCAAGAUGAUGGACUGGUAUUGUCCAGACAAGAGCUCCGACCCUGGCUCCGGCGGCACAAUGACCGCCACCAACAGCAACUCCAGCUCCGGCGGCAUGAUGUCCACUCCUGAUCCUGACUCCGACGCCGUCACUAUUCGCUCCCCCAUCCGCGAUUCUGACCCCAAUGUCAAAGAAAAAGAGGAUCGCGAACGUGAGGUCCUGAAGAAGCUGAAAGCCGACGAACGGCUCCGCAAGGUCCUGAUGCUCCUGGCGACGUUCGCGGUGAGCGUCACAUACAUCGCCGGGCUGAGCACACCGGGUGGCUUCUGGGACAGCACCGGGGCCAGCUACCGCCCGGGCGAUGCAAUCCUCAAGGACCACCACCGCCCACGCCUGACGGUGUUCCUGCUCUGCAACACCACGGCGUUCGUGGCGUCCCUGGUCAUCAUCAUGCUGCUCAUCAUCGACGGCAAGAAGCUCCGCGAGAAGACCGUUCGGUCGCUCGUGCUCUAUGGGUUCAUCGUCGUCGCGCUAGUCAGCCUUGUCGGCGCUUACACCGCUGGCAGCUGCAGGGAGACAAAAACCACCAUCUACGUGGUCUCCCUGGCCGGCGGUAUUUUGGCAAUGGCAUACAUCCUACUCUAUGCUUUCUACACUUUAAAGUCUUCUCGUUCCAGUCCAACGCAACAAACGGAUGCACUUCAGCAGACUAAUGAUAAUAUCAGUCGUAGAAAGGGUCUGGACAAGGCUCGCUCUCUUGUUCUACUGCUCGCCACUCUUGCCACCACCAUCACCUACACAGCGGGGUUGGACCCGCCAGGUGGCGUUUGGCAGGACAACGACCACGGGCAUAUGGCCGGCGACCCGAUUCUAAUCACAACGAACAUUGGGAGGUACAGGGCCUUCUACUACUGCAACUCGGUUGCGUUCGUAGCCUCCUUGCUGGUCAUCGUCCUUGUCCAGACAGAGAGGCUGAUCAAGCACCACGUGCUGGAGGCAGCCAUGAUACUCGACCUGUUUGGCCUCAUCGGCGCAUAUGCCGCCGGGAGCUGUCGGGACGUGAAUUCCUCCAUUUAUGUCAUGGCUUUGGCAGGCGCUGCCCUGAUCUAUGUGGUGAUCCAUAUUGUCUUCUUCACGCUGGAGCUGGACCACAAGGACAAGAAAGACGACGAUCAAGAAGAUGAGUUGCUGGAGAAGAGGCGCAAACGGUUGCUCCUGUUCGCGAUCUUGGCUGCAACCAUCACCUAUCAAGCCGGCCUCACCCCUCCUGGCGGGUUUCUUCUCCAGGACGACACGCUCGGGCACCAUGCCGGUGACCCGAUCCUCUUGCACAACUACCCAGUCCGCUACCAUGCCUUCUUCUACUGCAACUCGGUGAGCUUCAUGCUGUCCAUCGGCCUCAUCAUCCUCCUGGUGAACCCGAAUCUGUACAGGCCAGCCAUACAAAGCAAUGCACUAUCCGUUUGCACGGCCGUGGGCUUGUUUUGUUUGAUGGGGGCCUACGCCGCUGGAAGCACGCAACACCGCAAGACAUCCAUCUACAUCUUCGUGUUGGUGGCUGUGGUCCUGCUCAUUGCAGCCGGACUGCUGCUGGUAUUUUUGCUGAAGAGAAAGCUCAGCAAUGUGGUAGUUGCGCCACCAAGAGAACAGAACGAAGAAGAAAGGAAGAAGGAGGUAGAAGAAAAGAAUGAGGAUGAAGAAGAAGCGAAGAAGCAUGCGAGGCGCAAGUAUCUGAUGCUGCUAGGCAUCUUGGUGGCGAGCGUAGCCUACCAGGCCGGCCUGGAACCGCCUGGCGGGGCGUGGCAGAACAACGACAACGGGUACGAGGCAGGCAACCCGGUGAUGAACGACAACAGGAGGCCCCGGUACCUCACCUUCUUCUACAGCAACUCCAUUUCCUUUGUGGCUUCCAUCGUUGUCAUCAUCAUGUUGCUACCGCAAUGGCUGCCAAAGAAGAAAGAAGGAGAAUGGGAGAAAUGGUCGCUGAGGGUGAUGAACUGGAUGAUCCGACUGGAUCUGUUUGCUCUCCUAGUGGCCUAUGCAGCCGGCUCCAACAGGGGGUUGAAGACAUCCCUGUUUGUCGUCGCACUCAUCUUUGCUGUGCUGGGCUACUUUGCAAUCCAUACGGUGCUGGCAUGUACUGUUUGUCGCCGUGAGAGGCGCCAAAGCAGCUCUGUAGUGUAG